Messenger RNA from Debaryomyces hansenii CBS767, 1023 nucleotides. RefSeq names its product SDR family oxidoreductase. The transcript has a single exon. Gene Ontology annotation, molecular function: oxidoreductase activity, acting on the CH-OH group of donors, NAD or NADP as acceptor. Bases 1 to 1023 code for a protein of 340 amino acids. NCBI's taxonomy places the organism in Eukaryota, Fungi, Ascomycota, Pichiomycetes, Serinales, Debaryomycetaceae. The record is from RefSeq and is a predicted model, not a curated record.
AUGACAAGAACCGUAUUUGUUUCAGGAGCUUCUGGAUUUAUCGCCCAGAAUAUCGUCAAGUUAUUAAUCGAGAAGGGUUAUAAUGUUAUUGGAACGGUAAGAACCGCUGAGAAAGGUGAGAAUUUGAAAAAGUGCUUAGCUAGUGAAAAAUUCACAUAUGAAAUCGUUCCAGAUAUUAGUGUUGAAGGUGCAUUUGAUAAGGUUUUGGAAAAGCAUUCUGAGAUUAAUGUUUUAUUGCAUACCGCUUCUCCGUUUUUUUACGACACUACUGAUCCAGAAAAUGAUUUGGUUCUUCCGGCUAUCAACGGUACCAAGAACAUAUUAAAGGCCGUAAAGCAAUACGGAGCACAGAUUGAAAGGGUUGUCAUCACAUCUUCAGAUGCUGCAAUCUACUCCGCAGAUGAUGAGCAAAAUUCCGACCUUUCAUUCAACGAAAGUAAUUGGAACAGCAUUUCUUAUGAGGAUGCCAUUAAAGAUCCGAUCGCGGCCUAUUAUGGAGCAAAGACUUUUGCUGAAAAAGCGGCGUGGGACUUCGUUAAAGAAAACAACUCCAAUUUCAAGUUGACUGCUGUCAAUCCAGUCUAUGUUUUUGGACCACAAGCGUUUGCAAGUGAAGUUAAGGGCAAGUUAAAUACUUCCAACGAGUUAAUUAAUACAUUAAUCAAGUUGGGUCCUUCUGAUUUAUUUGAUAACGAUAAAGGGGGGUUCAUUGAUGUAAGAGAUGUUGCUAAAGCCCAUGUGAUGGCUUUUGAAAGUGAGGAUACCAUUAACAAGAGACUUUAUUUAACUAAUGGCCAUUUUAGUACCCAAAUGAUGUUAGACAUCGUGAACAAAAAUUUCCCAGAAUUGAAGGGUAAAAUUCCAAUUGGAAAUCCUGGAACGGGAUCUCAGGAUAUUCUGACUUUAGCGAAGAUGAGCAAUGAUGCAACCAGACAAAUUUUAAAUUUUGAUUUUAAUUCUUUAGAAAAGGUUGUUGCCGAUACUGUUGCACAAAUUUUAGAUGCCAGAAAACGUACUUUAUAG